UGGCCUUAUAAUGAAUUUAUUAGUAUAGCACCUAAUCUAAAAGGUCAAAUAAGUAAUGAAUUUUUAAUAACAAUGAAAAAAGGAAAAAAGACAGAUACUAUGCGCUUUUCGUCUGAUCACCGUCCAGAUAUUUUGACAGAGGCCUUGAAAUUUAGACAUCAAUUUGCAGAACCUCCAUCCACAAUUCUUAGUUAUAAUGCAUACAAGUAUCAUUGGUCAGAUAACAGAAUUCCAGUUGUUUUGGAGAUUGGUCAAGCUGCUCUAGAACAAAAGGAUUCAAAAACAGGAAAAGUGUUAGCAUUUUAUGAUUAUAAAGAUAUGGAAGGAUUAUAUCCAUUAUCUGAUAUUCCUGGUGGCUUUUCUAUAAUGCAUGGGGGUUUUGGUAGACAGCAUUUAUUCAUCACUGAUAAGAGAGAUGAAUUACUAAAAAAAAUUUCAGAAUCCGCUUGGUGCUAUGUUGGAAUAAAUAUUAAAAUUUUUAAAGAACAGAUCUCAUUUGAACAAUAUAGUGUCAAACGUUUGGGAAAAUACAGUUCAGAUGAAGCAAUAACUUCAAUUUGUGAUUUUGUUGUACAUAAAAUAUCAUCUCGCCAAAAUGAACCAAUUAAAAGGAUAUUAGGAUUGACUGAAAGCUGUUUAGUGGAAAGAGAUCCUUCCACUUAUAGCAUAAUUACAUUAAAGCCUUUAUCAGAGGUGUUCUCUUUAGUCAGAAGUUCUGAAAACCCUCAAAUGUUUAGCAUAGAAUACAUUAAAGGGCAAAUAAGAUCAUAUACUUCAACUGACAGGGAUUCACUGUUAGCUUCCUUACUGGAUGGUGUUAGAGCUUCGGGAAAUAGAGAUGUGCAUGUAAAAAUGGUAUUUACUGAUAGAGGUCAGAGAUUGGGUCCAUUCACUGUUCCAGUAGAUGAAGAAGUUGAACUUUGUCAUCUUAAAUUUUUGCAAACGUUUCCCGUUAACUGGGAUUUUACUGAAGCUGUAUUCAGAUUUAAUAACAAUAUUGCAUACAGUGGUCUUCUGCAUAUAAGUACUCAAGAGAAAAUCCAAAUAGCAUUAAAUGCACUGCUUGAUAAAGAGGGAGAACAAGAAAGUGUUCCUCAAGAAGUUGUGGAAGCACAGUUUCAAGCUCUUCGACGAUUGAUUGCAUCUAAAGUUGGUUUUGCUUCAUUCACCCAACUUUUAAGGUUUCGUGAAAGAUUAGGAAUGAAAGUUGUGAAAGCCUUACAGAGAAAUAAUGAUGGUGUUACUCAUGCUGCUAUAGAUAUGUUAUGUGCUUUGAUGCAGCCAAUGCAUGAUGAUUAUGAUUUGAGACAAGAACAGCUAAACAAAUCUUCAUUACUCUCUACAACAAAGUUUUUGGAAAACCUUUUAGAAAUGUUCACCACUCAUGUUAAUAGAGGAACUGGAGCUUUAGUAGUUGCAGCAAUGUUGGAUUUCUUGACAUUUGCUCUCUGUGCUCCUUAUAGUGAAACAACAGAUGGCUCUCAGUUUGAUUCACUUUUACAAAUGGUUGCAGAACAUGGACGAUCACUUUUUAGUUUGUUUCAGCAUCCAUCUAUGGCCAUUAUCAAAGGAGCAGGUUUAGUAAUGAAAGCAAUUAUUGAGGAAGGAGACAGUGAAAUAUCUGCUAAAAUGCAAGAUUUGUCUCUUGCUGAAGGGGCUUUACCACGUCAUAUUCAUAUCGCCUUGUUCAUACAGAGUUCUGAUAGUCGGAUGCUAGCUAUGCAACAACUUUCUCGGCAUUUAGUUGCAUUAUGGGUUACUGGACACCCUAUUGCAAUGGGAUUAUUAAAGAGAGUAAUUCCUACUGGAUUGCUAAGUUACCUUGAUUCUUCAGAACAAGUACCUGAAGUCAGUAUUGAUAGAAUUAAUAUUCGAGAUAAUCUGAGGUUAGCUCAGGAUCAUGCAUUAAGAAACAUGAAAAAAGCUCCUCCAUCAUGGCAAGUUAUUGAAAAGCAUGUAGAAUUAGUUUUACAACAUUGGAGGUCCCGAAUUGGUUUACAGAAAAAGGAGGAUAAAAUACAAAAACCAAUAGUUCUCAGAAAGCGAAGAGAAAGAAUAAAAUGUGAAGCAAAUUGGCAAAUGUUUUAUUAUCAAUUUAAUCAAGAUCAUUCUAAACCUGACUUAAUCUGGAAUUAUAGAGUGAGUUUUAAAAGGAUUGUUUAUCUGAUAUUUUAUUAA
Messenger RNA from Centruroides sculpturatus (bark scorpion), 2178 nucleotides. RefSeq names its product dnaJ homolog subfamily C member 13-like. The annotation marks the transcript as partial. The transcript has 18 exons. The record is from RefSeq and is a predicted model, not a curated record. Gene Ontology annotation, biological process: endosome organization; regulation of early endosome to late endosome transport; receptor-mediated endocytosis. Gene Ontology annotation, cellular component: endosome membrane. NCBI's taxonomy places the organism in Eukaryota, Metazoa, Arthropoda, Arachnida, Scorpiones, Buthidae.